Molecule: messenger RNA, 777 nt
Organism: Rasamsonia emersonii CBS 393.64
Lineage: Eukaryota; Fungi; Ascomycota; Eurotiomycetes; Eurotiales; Trichocomaceae
Exons: 4
Coding region: 1-777 (258 amino acids)
Biological process (GO): mycotoxin biosynthetic process
Source: RefSeq, a predicted model, not a curated record
AUGGAGAACAUCGACCAGCCAUCUGAUCGUUCUGUAUUGCGUGAACGUGAUGUUGGCCUUCAUGGUCAUUGUUCUCACAAUCGAACGCCGGCCAACGAGGCAGUGGAAUAUAUUCCUCAACAGCGGUUUCGAGCGGCGCUGUUCAACAACACCCCGUACAUGGGCUAUCCAACAGACGAGACGGACAAGUUGUGGUCGGACCUGUACAACUUUGGGAUUUCGAAAAUCUCCGAGGAGGAGGCCAAGAAGCUCCCUUCACCUACGUUGCCCAUCCCCGGAACGAAGGACUAUCUCAUCGAGCUGGAUGUGUGGCAUGAGCUGCACUGUCUGAACGACUUGCGCAAGCUGCUGUAUCCAGAGCGCUUCCCGGGUCUGGACGCGCUGAAGGACGAGAACGGGGUGAUUAACCGGGACAGCGACGAUUUCCGGCACUGGGACCACUGCAUCGACUCCCUCCGCCAAACAAUCAUGUGCCAUGCCGACGUCGCGCCGAUCCCUUUCCACGUCAACGUCCCUGCAAGCAAAGGGAUUUUUCCGCGGCUGGCGACGACCCACACCUGUCGCAACUUCACCAAGAUCCAGGAGUGGGCCAAGGCGCAUCAUGCCGGACGCUGGGACUUCAACCUCACGCCAGAACAGGCAGAAGAGAUUAUCCAGACGGCUGGGUUCGACCAGAGCCCGUGGGAGGAUGUCGAGUUUCUGUGGGAGCUGUUUCCAGGGAACACGUUCUUUCGGCAUUGGAGGGAGAAGCUGGGGGAGCAGGCGAACAAGUCAUAA